AAUUUAUUGAAUUCCUUAAUUCAACUCCCUCGCCUCCUUCGUCUUCUCCUCGCUUCCUUCUUCUCAGAUUCAUCUCUCAGUAGUUAGCACUACGAAAUCAGAAGAAUCAUGACCACUUAUGGCACCAUCCCUACUUCGUCUGCCCCAUCCUCAAACCUCGAAUUCAUCUCACGCGCCAAGCAAAGAAUCAAAGCCGGUCUCGGAACUCGCCGCCCAUGGAAGGUUAUGUUCAAUUUCCGAUCCUUCGGCCUCCCUGCCGGUCUCCCCGACGCAAUUUCUCGUCUUAGAGUCAACAUCGGCUACUUUCGUAUGAACUACGCUAUUAUCGUACUUCUUAUUCUCUUCCUCAGCCUCCUCUGGCACCCGAUCUCCCUGAUCGUCUUCGUCGUACUCAUGGCUCUUUGGCUGUUCCUCUAUUUCCUCCGCGACGAGCCGCUGGUGAUUGCUGGUCGUCUGAUCGAUGACCGUGUGGUCCUGAUCGUGAUGGCGGUGCUGACCGUUGUUCUGCUGCUCUUGACCAACGUGACUCUCAAUGUAGUGGUGGCGCUCUUGAUCGGAGCGGGGUUCCUGGUAGCGCACGCGGCGUUUAGGAGGACCGAUGAUUUGUUCCUCGAUGAAGAAGAAACUUCUGGAUUGAUGCCUAAUGUAGCUACUACGGGUGCUUCUUCUUGAUUCUUCUGUUUAAUUUUAAUUUCCUCUCUUCUAUUGUUAUUUCACUUAUUUGUUAAUUAAUUUCAAGUUUGAAACUAGAGAUUGCAUUUCGUUCCUUGUGAAUUCAUAUUUCUAUUUUUGGGAUGGGAUUAUGUGUAGAAAUUGGUAUGGGGUUGGGUUUUGGGUGAAUAACGUGUUCUUACUCCUUAGUUUUUAAUUUCAUUCUUCAUUUCUUUUUUA
This is a messenger RNA of Neltuma alba, 891 nucleotides long. Its product is annotated as PRA1 family protein F3-like. Bases 109 to 672 code for a protein of 187 amino acids. Lineage: Eukaryota; Viridiplantae; Streptophyta; Magnoliopsida; Fabales; Fabaceae. Gene Ontology annotation, biological process: vesicle-mediated transport. Gene Ontology annotation, cellular component: Golgi apparatus; endoplasmic reticulum. The transcript has a single exon. The record is from RefSeq and is a predicted model, not a curated record.